CGCUCAAAGUCAACCUCGGUUCUCCAAACAGGAAGUACGUGCAUGAGUACUGUUUUGCAUUGCCAGGCGCCAUGGAGGAGUACAGCAAUCAGCUGAGAGUGUUUGUACAGGAGCAUUCAACGGGAGUCACGGCUGUCAUCCUCACUGGUGUGGGCUUCAUAGCUCUGCGUAGGUGGAUGGCAGGGGGUGUGUGUCGCAGCAAAGCUCGUCUGGACGGGAAGACAGUUCUUAUCACGGGAGCAAACACAGGCCUCGGCAAGGAGACUGCAGUGGACCUCGCCAGCAGAGGUGCGCGUGUGAUCCUGGCGUGUCGUGACAUGGGCCGUGGGGGUCGGGCUGCAGAGGAGAUCCGGAAGCGGAGCGGCAACGGGAACGUGCUGCUCAAACAGCUGGACCUGGCAUCCCUGGAGUCCGUCAGGCGCCUGGCAACCGACGUCCUGGCAACAGAGGAGCGCCUCGACAUCCUCAUCAACAACGCAGGCGUGAUAUGUCCAAAGAGGCAGACGGAGGAUGGCUUUGAGAUGCAGUUUGGUGUGAACCAUCUGGGGCAUUUCCUGUUGACCAACAGACUGCUCCCCAUACUCAAGAAGUCCACACCCAGCAGAGUGGUCAACGUCUCCAGCCUCGCACACGAGAAAGGGAAGAUCAACUUCGAUGACAUCAACCAGGAAAAAGACUACGACCCAAUAAAGAGCUACCAGCAGAGCAAACUGGCUAACGUGCUGUUUAGCCGCGAACUAGCUAAGAGACUGGAAGGUUCAGGUGUGACGGUGUACAGUCUGCAUCCUGGUGUGAUUAUUACGGAGAUCUUCCGCCACCUGUCGGAGAUCAUGACCCCGUGGAAGCGCAUGUACUGGGGUGCCCUCAUCACCGUGCUGACUCCCCUCAUCUUCAAGAGCACCAACCAGGGGGCCCAAACCACCAUCUACUGUGCUGUGGAGGAGAGCAUAGCCAACACUAGCGGACUGUACUACAGUGACUGUGCCCCUAAGCAGCCGGCUCCGCAGGCGUGUGACGACGAAGCAGCAAAGAGACUCUGGGACCUCAGCAGCUCCAUGGUGGGACUGGCCUAGGACACACACACACACACACACACACACACACACACACACACACACACACACACACACACACACACA
Molecule: messenger RNA, 1139 nt
Organism: Engraulis encrasicolus (European anchovy)
Lineage: Eukaryota; Metazoa; Chordata; Actinopteri; Clupeiformes; Engraulidae
Product: retinol dehydrogenase 12-like
Exons: 9
Coding region: 72-1073 (333 amino acids)
Source: RefSeq, a predicted model, not a curated record